Molecule: messenger RNA, 615 nt
Organism: Durio zibethinus
Lineage: Eukaryota; Viridiplantae; Streptophyta; Magnoliopsida; Malvales; Malvaceae
Product: RmlC-like cupins superfamily protein
Source: RefSeq, a predicted model, not a curated record
GUAAAGAUUCCUUUGACCCAUUGUUUUAUAUACGGGCAGGCCAACGACCAUAUCUUAAUCGUGCACUAGCCAACUUUCCACCCCCCCUCCCUUUUUUUUUUUCUUCAUCAUCUUUUGUUUAGAUUCUUUCUGCUUUGAUUUCAUGGCAACAACAUCAACACCAGAUUCAUCUUCAGAUUUAAGUAUUACUGUUGAAAACGAUCCUUCAGAUUCGCGAUUAUCUGAAUUGGGUAUUAAAUCAUGGCCUAAAUGGGGGUGUCCUCCAGGGAAGUAUUUGCUGAAAUUUGAUGCUGAAGAGACUUGCUAUUUGCUUAAAGGAAAGGUGAAGGUGUAUCCAAAAGGGUCAUCUGAAUUUGUAGAAUUUGGUGCAGGUGAUCUUGUGACAAUCCCGCAGGGACUUAGUUGCACUUGGGAUGUAUCUGUUGCAAUUGAUAAACACUAUAAAUUUGCUUCUUCUCCAUCUUCAUAAUUCUACCAUAUUUUGUAGCCAUCUUAUCUUCCGUUUUUUCUCUCUUUUCUCCUUUUAAUGAUAGAUUAUUUUCAUCCAAUCAAGUUCGACAACAAAGAUAAUAUAUAUUCUUUUUAGAGUUCGUUUAUUAUUAAUUUUUUAAUUUG